AUGACAGAAGUGACACUUGGUAAACCAACAGGCUAUGGCCCCAAUGCACGGCGGUCACGUGGCAUUGUGGACGAGUGCUGCUUCCAAAGCUGUGAGCUGCGGCGCCUGGAGAUGUACUGUGCACCUGUCAAGCCUAACAAGGCUGCCCGCUCUGUGCGGGCCCAGCGCCACACAGACCUGCCCAGAGCACCAAAGGUUAGUACCGCAGGGCACAAAGUGGACAAGGGCACAGAGCGUAGGACAGCACAGCAACCAGACAAGACAAAAAACAAGAAGAGACCUUUACCUGGACAUAGUCAUUCUUCCUUCAAGGAAGUGCAUCAGAAAAACUCAAGUCGAGGCAACACGGGGGGCAGAAAUUACAGAAUGUAGGGAAGAAGCGAAUGGACAAAUGCCCAGCUGCUUGGGAAGAGAGAAGGGAGUGGCCUUACCUGGUACCCCUGUGGAAUGGUUCACUGAAAAACAAAAAUGAUGCUAACAAAGGUCCGGAAAGCUCUUCAAAAUGAUUAAAACCUGAAAGCUAAGCUGUGUUUAAGGGUUUGAUGAGGAAUCUUGUGAUUAUUUUAUACACUGCACCAAUCCAUAUCGGGAGGAAUUCUUUGUUAAUGCAAUGUAAAAGAUUAGUUUAGCUGCUGAGGCACAAACAAGAGCUUAUUAUGCCUCCUGCAGCAUCCCCUGGCUUCAGAAAAGGUUUGAAUGGAUCUUAGCAUCAGCCAAUCAGAGAGCAGCAGGCUGUGCUUCUGAAUGAGUUGUCCAUCCUGUCCCCUGAACUUAACGGAGGUAAAUUAAUUCAGUCUGAGAGAGUGGAUUCAUUCACUCCUUUGGUUUCACAGGAUACUUUUUCACCGGUCAUAACAGUUACUACCCCAGUUAACAUCUGGUUAUCUUAUGUCAGAGUUUUUAUGCAGCAUGAUGAUUAUUACAAUCAAGGUUUGCUUUAAAGGACAAAGACCAGGUGGUUUACUUUUAACAUUUAAACAUUGUUGUAGUAAUAUUUGGGUCAAAUUAAAAUCCCUAAUUCUUAUAGUCUAGCACAGUGUUUCUGUCAAGGUUAAAGGUCCCUCGAAAUCUUCAGGAAGUGUUAAAAACCUGAAGAUUGAGUGUAAAAUCCAAAAACUUCUAUAACUACAAACAAGCCCAAUUGGAGAGGAAUUUAAGGAAGAUUAACCUGAAGAUAAAUUGAUAUUUAGUGUAUUGGCUAUUCAUUAAAUGGUGCUUGUGUGGUUUUAGAAAGGGGUCGUUCAGUGGACUCAAAGUGCAUUGGACAUACGUCAGUGGAAUAAGUGGAAUUACGAUAAUCAGGCAAAAAUGUUUGUUGUGGCCAAAUCACAUUUUUUGUCAACAAUCCAGUCCCUGAGUGGAGGCCUGUGUUCAAGGUUAAGCGCAAUUCAUGAAAGUUUAGUCACGGCAAGUCAACAAGCUUUCAAAAAAAGAGUAGAACAUUGUUCUGGAACAAUAUUUUCCCAAAUCUGUCAACACCUGAGUUUGAAGCAAAAGAAGGUGAGGUUCUUCCAAUAGGGGCAAAGAUGGGAGGUUUAAAGAUAGAUAUCAAUCUUGGGCUGAUAUAUUAUGUUAGUUUCUACUUCAGUUGUCGCUUGGACUGCUUUACCUGCCAUUACGGCUUGGGAACAACAAAACUCCACAGCAUCUGUUGCAAAGUCCACCUGAAAAAUCAAUUUUGUUAAUAUUGCAAAUCAAAAUAAGAAGUCUUCCUGGAGAUAUGAGAUACAGCACGCAUUUAACAAACCCACA
Notothenia coriiceps (black rockcod) is the source of this 1752-nucleotide messenger RNA. RefSeq names its product insulin-like growth factor I. Gene Ontology annotation, molecular function: insulin-like growth factor receptor binding; hormone activity; growth factor activity. Bases 1 to 372 code for a protein of 123 amino acids. The transcript is spliced from 5 exons. Gene Ontology annotation, biological process: insulin-like growth factor receptor signaling pathway; cell population proliferation; positive regulation of cell population proliferation. The record is from RefSeq and is a predicted model, not a curated record. NCBI's taxonomy places the organism in Eukaryota, Metazoa, Chordata, Actinopteri, Perciformes, Nototheniidae. Gene Ontology annotation, cellular component: extracellular region.